ACGAGUUCUAUUCCUCCCUCAAUGACAAGGACAUCGCACGGCUCAUGGAGCUGAUUGACCCUGACUGCACCGUCGAGCACGCUUCCUAUUACAAACCACUUAACUUCAAGAAGACGAUGACCUACUUCGCAAGGCUCAUGGGAUCCAUGGGGGAGAAUGCCAAAUUUGCCAUCGAUGAGAUUUGUCAAGGAGUAGAACCCACUGCUGCCGUGGUAUUGUGGCACCUUGAGUGGAAAGGUAAGAUCAUCCCAUUUACCCAAGGCCUUAGUUUCUGCACGUGUUCAGCAAAUGGAGACGAGCUUCUUAUCAGGAAAGUUCAUAUCUUCAAUGAGUCACCUGUGAAACAAGGAAACCAGGCACUGGACAUACUUCAUUCCGUUGCCUAUUCGUUCGACAAAAAUCCAGAAUCAGCUGAAAAAAUUCUACAGGACACAAAAGGGCUUGGGUCCUUUGUCAAGCUUUACGAGCUCUGCAUGGAGCUUACCGCGCGUCUUUUCAGAUUUGUGGCGGGUGGAUUGAUUACGGGACUCCUCAUUUUGUAUAGCAUAUGCAAGGAGUUCAUGUAAGGAGGCAAUACCACAGGAAAUCCCACAUUUUCAGAAGAAUAGCAGUUCUCAAAGAUACCCUGGUUUAUUUCCCGAGGCUCAUCCUAUUCUUGCUCCUGUGAAACAAAAAACGGUGUCAUUUCAGUCUUAAAAGAAAAUGGCUGUCGGUGUUUGUAGGAAUGUGUAUUGUUGUAAGAAAGACAGGAAGUACUGAGCAAUGCUACUAUCACAUUCUAAUAUUACUAUUG
This is a messenger RNA of Triticum dicoccoides, 793 nucleotides long. RefSeq lists its product as uncharacterized. The transcript has 6 exons. Lineage: Eukaryota; Viridiplantae; Streptophyta; Magnoliopsida; Poales; Poaceae. The record is from RefSeq and is a predicted model, not a curated record. The coding region runs from base 45 to 566 and encodes 173 amino acids.